Molecule: messenger RNA, 1767 nt
Organism: Etheostoma spectabile (orangethroat darter)
Lineage: Eukaryota; Metazoa; Chordata; Actinopteri; Perciformes; Percidae
Product: alpha-1-antitrypsin homolog
Exons: 5
Coding region: 250-1479 (409 amino acids)
Molecular function (GO): serine-type endopeptidase inhibitor activity
Source: RefSeq, a predicted model, not a curated record
AAGAGGUGUUGUGAUUUUUAUGACAGACACUUAUAGAACAGCCUGUGAUUGGCUGCCAUGUAGUGCUGAGUGAGUUGUUUUGCAUUAGUGAAAAUAGUCCGGCCAGAUAUCUGUUAGCCCAGGACAGAAUAGAGGCUGGUCUUGGCCAAUGUUUGAACUAACAGUCAGCUGAUUGUCCCAGCUCCUGUAUAUAUUGAGGACGUUUUGGGCAGACUGUCUGCAGCAAAGAGGACAUUAAAGGCUGUGAAGAUGCGUGGGAUCUUUGCUAGUUGUGCACUCUCAGCCCUGUUGCUGGCUGCAGCCUGGGCAGACCACCACCACCACCCCCCCGGCUCUGAGCACAGCCAUGAGGGAGAGCUGAGCUGCCACAAACUGUCCUCUCCCAAUGCUGACUUUGCCUUUGCCCUCUACAAACACCUGAGUACCAACGCUGCUGCCGGAAAAAAUGUAUUCUUCUCGCCGCUGGGCAUCUCCACCGCCCUGUCCAUGCUGUCUACAGGGGCCAGUGGUGAGACCCACCGCCAGCUGUUCUCCAGCUUGGGCUACAGUGCUCACACCCAGGCACAGGUCAAUGAAGCGUACGAGCAUCUCUUCCACAUGAUGGGACACAGCCAGGAGAGCCAGAUACUGGAUGUUGGUAACGGCGUGGCCGUGCGCUCCGGCUUCAGUCCUCUGGAGAAGUUCCUGAAGGACGUCAAGCACUACUACUCUGCUGAUGUCUUCAACGUCGACUUCACCAAACCCGCCGAGGCUGCGGCUCAGAUCAACACCUUCAUUGCCAGUAAAACCCAGGACAAGAUCAAAGAGAUGGUGAAGGACCUGGACGCUGAGAUGGCCAUGGUGCUGAUCAACUAUGUCUACUUCAGAGGACAAUGGGAGAAACCCUUCGAUGGGAACCAGACGCACAAGGCGGACUUCAAUGUGGACGAAACCACCAAGGUCCAGGUGGACAUGAUGAAGAGGAAUGGCCGCUACCAAUUCUACCAGGACGCCGACAACCACACUACAGUCGUCAUGCUGCCCUACAAGGGCAACACCUCCAUGAUGAUCGUUCUGCCCGAUGAAGGCAAGAUGAAGGAGGUGGAGGGCUACAUCAACAAGGACUAUAUCAAGCACUGGCAUGACUCGCUCUUCAGGAGCUCUGUGGAUCUGUUCCUGCCAAAGUUUUCCAUCUCUGCUGAAGCCGCCCUGGACAGCCCACUCAAAGAAAUGGGCAUAACCGACGCUUUUGCAAACAACGCUGAUUUCUCUGGCAUGUCUGACGAGAUCAAGCUCAAAGUCUCAAAGGUGUCCCACCAGGCCGUGCUGAGCGUGGAUGAAACGGGAACAGAGGCAGCAGCCGUCACCACCAUCGAGGUCAUGCCCAUGAGCAUGCCUGAAACGAUAAAACUCGACAGACCCUUCAUGGUCUUCAUCCUGGAGCACUCGACCAGAAGCAUCGUCUUCAUGGGAAAGAUCAGCAACCCCGCAGCCGAGUAAAGAUGCUAGGGAAAAGAUGAGUUGUUACUUUUUCACACUUUAGUUGGUUUUUGUAGCCAAAGGACGUCAGCUCCUUUUUUACCUCAGCAUUUGCAAGCCCUGUCAUGUCAGUUUGAUGAAUAAGAUGACAGGAUCUAUCAUGGAGUAACAAAUGUCAGUCCAUUAAUCUGCUUUGCUGUCAACAUGACACAUUUUAUACUAUUUGCCAUCUGAACCUGGCUUGGUGUAUAAAUAUCAAAAUACAUAAUUGUUUAUUGUAUCCAGCUGACUGUAUGUAAUACAGAAAAC